AUGGUGUUGGCUUGUGCUGUAUCAUGUUUGCAUGACGAAGAAAUUAUACAUUGUGAUUUGCAUUCUGGAAACAUAUUAAUCCAUCAAGGUGUUAUUAAACUAGCAAUCAGCCAAAAGUUUUGGAGUGACGUUUACAGCAUUGGCGUACUCUUGUGGGAGCUAUCAAGUGGACGUCCACCUUUUUAUAUUAAAGGUAAAGAAUAUGACAUUGGUUUAGCUAUAGAAAUAUCACAAGGACUUAGAGAAAGAAUCAUUCCCGGUUCAUCUAAAGAUUAUGUAAACAUAUAUACUGGGUGUUAG
This is a messenger RNA of Funneliformis geosporum, 300 nucleotides long. Lineage: Eukaryota; Fungi; Glomeromycota; Glomeromycetes; Glomerales; Glomeraceae. The record is from the annotation of a GenBank genome assembly.